Molecule: messenger RNA, 603 nt
Organism: Ascochyta rabiei
Lineage: Eukaryota; Fungi; Ascomycota; Dothideomycetes; Pleosporales; Didymellaceae
Exons: 1
Coding region: 1-603 (200 amino acids)
Source: RefSeq, a predicted model, not a curated record
AUGCUUUCCUCAACCCUUUUUCUCCUCUGGGCUACGUUUCUACAAUGCGUAGUUGGAAUGGAAAUGAAGCGGCAACAGCGAACUGUAAUGACUGGCUCCGGAACCCUCGGAGGCACAUUCUACUACAACUUCAAUGGGCCAAACGGAGAAUUGUGUCACGCCGAGGUGCUGUUCCGCAUCGCACCCGGAAACGGACAGCCCUCGUUCCGUGUUAAUGAAGUCUGGUGUAACACGCGACUUGGCCAUACCUUCCUCCGUGGUGCUGUAGGCUAUUCGGCAGUCCUGGACAGGGGACAAGGACGUCUUCCCUCUUUCCAGGUAAUCGAACUAGGCAUCAACAUCCCUAACCAAGCCCUUGUUAUGGCACAGGGUCUGUAUCGAUUCAACGGUGCGCAGCCUAGAAUAAACGCAAGCGUGGAUCGCUGGACGCCGAAUCGGUUUACUUUCAAUGCUUUUCGACUGGGGUUUUUAAACCCCCGUCAAGGCGCUCAUUGUUUGGCUGAUGCGAGUGGUACCAUUUGCGACGGGAGUAGCAAAAGGGAUCCUCAGGGAGGCUUUGCUCACGGUGUUGACCGGUUUUGCUACGCAACAUGCCCGAGGUAG